Dama dama (fallow deer) is the source of this 659-nucleotide messenger RNA. It is a transcript of the gene KGD4, whose product is annotated as alpha-ketoglutarate dehydrogenase subunit 4. The transcript has 4 exons. Gene Ontology annotation, biological process: 2-oxoglutarate metabolic process. Lineage: Eukaryota; Metazoa; Chordata; Mammalia; Artiodactyla; Cervidae. Bases 75 to 386 code for a protein of 103 amino acids. The record is from RefSeq and is a predicted model, not a curated record.
GCCCCCAGCCGCGCGGGACGCCUGUUAUAACCGCGGCUCGCCAGCGCCCCGGAAGCUGCCCCUUCUCGGGGGUCAUGAUGGGCAGCAAGAUGGCGUCUGCCAGCAGGGUCGUUCAGGUAGUCAAGCCACAUACUCCAUUAAUAAGGUUCCCUGACAGAAGAGACAAUCCUAAACCAAAUGUAUCAGAAGUUCUACGAUCAGCAGGACUACCAUCUCAUACUUCCUCAAUUUCGCAGCAUUCUAAGGGAAGUAAAUCGCCAGACUGGCUGAUGCAUCAGGGUCCACCAGACACUGCAGAGAUAAUAAAAACUUUACCUCAGAAAUACAGAAGGAAACUUGUGUCUCAAGAAGAAAUUGAAUUUAUCCAACGUGGAGGUCCGGAAUAAUCACUGACAAUGAUGCUGCAAUGAGAAGAGACAAUGAGACUCUUCUUUUAGAAGAGUCUUUCUAAAAAAGGACUUCCAGAAUGACAAAUGAAAAAUUGUAUAUUAAACAACUUUAAUAAAUAUUCUGUAAAAAGAAAAAAAAAGAUGAAGUAUAAAAAAUUUAGAUGGACACUUAUAUCUCCUAAUUUAUGUAUCUUGGUCAGCUUCUCUAGAAGCUUACCUGAUUGUUUAUAUACUUUAUACCUUAAUUAAAGUAUACAUUUUAAAAUGUUA